UCAUCGUCUGACUGUCUUCACAAUAUAAAUCACCACAGCAGGAUUUGUGCAGAAUGGGCAAGGGCAGAAUUCACUACUGCUCACAGUGUGAGAAGAGUUUUGGCAGGCUGAGUAAUCUCAAACAACACAUGCACAUUCACACAGGAGAGAGGCCAUAUUGCUGUUCACAUUGUGGGAAGAGUUUUAGAAGUUCAAGUGCUUUAAAAACUCACCAACGCAUUCACACAGGAGAGAAGCCAUAUCAGUGUUCAAACUGUGGGAAGAAUUUUGCACGUUCAGGUGUUUUAAAAAAUCACCAGCGCAUUCACACAGGAGAGAAGCCAUAUCAGUGCUCACACUGUGGAAAGAGUUUUAUAUACUCAAACUCUUUAAAAUAUCACCAACGCAUUCACACAGGUGAAAAGCCGUAUCCCUGCACACUCUGUGGAAAGUCUUUUAUAGAUGGAAAUGCUUUAAAAACUCACCAACGCAUUCACACAGGAGAGAAGCCAUAUCAGUGUUCAGACUGUGGGAAGAAUUUUGCACGUUCAGGUGCUUUAAAAACUCACCAGCGCAUUCACACAGGAGAGAAGCCAUAUCAGUGCUCACAUUGUGCAAAGAGUUUUACACAUCCAAGUGCUUUAAACUCUCACCAGCGCAUUCACACAGGAGAGAAGCCAUACUACUGUUCAGACUGUGGAAAGAGUUUUACACAUUCACGUCAUGUGAUAACGCACCAGCUUAUUCACACAGGAGUGAAGCCAUAUUACUGCUCACAAUGUGAGAAGAGUUUUACCCGUUCAAGUGCUUUAAAAGCUCACCAGCGCAUUCACACUGGAGAGAAGCCAUAUGACUGCUCACACUGUGGGAAGAGUUUUACGUGUUCAAGUACUAUGAAAAAGCACCAUAUUCUCAAACAACACAUGCGCAUUCACACGGGAGAGAAACCAUUUUGCUGUUCACAAUGUGGAAAGAGUUUUGCGCAGCCAAGUAUUCUCAAACAACACAUGCACAUUCACACAGGAGUGAAGCCUCAUUGCUGCUCACACUGUGGAAAGAGUUUUAGGAACAAAUGUAAUGCAAAACUUCAUGAGUACAUUCACACAGGAGAGAAGCCGUAUCAUUGCUCACACUGUUGGAAGAGUUUUACACGGUCAGGUGCUUUAAAAACUCACCAGCGCAUUCACACAGGAGAGAAGCCAUAUUGCUGCUCACACUGUGGGAGGAGUUUUAGACAGUUGAGCACUUUUAAAAUUCACGAACGCAUUCACACAGGAGAGAAGCCAUAUUACUGCUCACACUGUGGAAAGAAUUUUGCACAUUCACAUAAUUUAAAAAAACACCAGGUCAUUCACACUAAAGAUAAGCCAUAUCAGUGUUCACACUGUGGGAAGAGUUUUACACAGCUAAGUUCUGUAAAAACUCACCAGCGCAUUCAUACAGGGGAGAAGCCAUAUUACUGUUCAUACUGUGGAAAGAGUUUUAGACGGACAUGUGAUUUAAAAACUCACCAUCGCAUUCACACAGGAGAGAAGCCAUAUCAAUGCUCACACUGUGGGAAGAGUUUUACACAGCUAAGUGCUUUAAAAACUCACCAGCGCAUUCACACAGGAGAGAAGCCAUAUCACUGCUCACACUGUGGGAAGAGUUUUAGACGGUCAGGUGCUUUAAAAACUCACCAGCUCAUUCACACAGGAGAGAAGCCAUAUCGCUGCUCACACUGUGGAAAGAGUUUUAGACGGUCACGUGAUUUAAAAAAUCACCAACGCUUGCACACAGGAGUGAAACCAUAUUACUGUACACACUGUGGGAAGACUUUUACCUGUUCAGGUGAUUUGAAAAAGCACCAGCUUAUUUACAAGAGGGAGAAAUGUAUUGCUGAUCACAAUGCGUGAAGUGUUGUACAGAUUUAAAUAAGUACAUUUACACAAAAUAAAGUAUGUUUUAAAAGGCAUCAGAAGAUUUAUAGAAAGGAGAACUCGUACUAUAUACACACAGUAUAUUUUUUUUAAUUCAUGCGCUGAAUCUGCAAUGAUAAUUGUAAAGACUUUCCAGUGCCUGAUAAGGAGUAGGAAGACAUGAUAGACUUAUUACUUGAUUUAGUGAAUCAAAUUUUAUUGUCUGCCAUGUUUACUGUUUUAAAUAACACAUGUAUUCACUUGUCCAGAAAAGUAUAUUUAAGAACAAAUUUAAUUUUUGUAUUUUACACUAAUAUUUUUUUCAUAAAAAAAAAACCCUUCUAUGUUACAACUCUCAAAGUACAGGUAUGAACUCACUAUUCAGUAUGUUCAGUGCAGGUUGGUUCAUUAUAGACUCCAGUCUAAGCCUUACUCUGUGCAGCCAAAACCUAGACUGGGCUGUAACAAUUUACCAUUGUAAAAGUGUUCUUCUGGCUGUGAAUGUGAUUAAAAUAAACUUUACAUUAUUGACUAAUCUUUUCUAUAUAAUUAUAUAGCUUAAUUUUCCAUUUUUUCUCUAUGAUUCAAGCCAAUACCUCCAUCUCUGCUAAGUUUGCUAUUUCUCAAAUGCCUUGCGGAAAGUCACCAGGUCCAGGUGGCCCCAUGACAGAGUUCUAUAAAUUCUUUUGGGCCGAUAUUAAAGAUCUUAUAUAUGAUGCUUUUAAGGAGUGUAUUAAUAAUUCUGUUUUGUCACCAACAAUGAAAAAAGGUAUAAUUAUGCUGAUACCCAAACCAAA
Messenger RNA from Hemibagrus wyckioides, 2674 nucleotides. RefSeq names its product zinc finger protein 239-like. Gene Ontology annotation, biological process: regulation of transcription by RNA polymerase II. Bases 54 to 1874 code for a protein of 606 amino acids. The transcript is spliced from 2 exons. Gene Ontology annotation, cellular component: nucleus. Lineage: Eukaryota; Metazoa; Chordata; Actinopteri; Siluriformes; Bagridae. The record is from RefSeq and is a predicted model, not a curated record. Gene Ontology annotation, molecular function: DNA-binding transcription factor activity, RNA polymerase II-specific; RNA polymerase II cis-regulatory region sequence-specific DNA binding.